AUGGUCACUGGCUCGCUGUAUCAACCGCCCAGCUACUACUCACUGACUCGAGUUCGCCUUCGUCGAACGUGCAUCGUGCCUAAAGCGUUGGCUUGGCAAGUCACUGCGUUCCGGAUAGCGGAACUGGAACAGCGUGUGGUCCAGCUCAACCGCGACGUGCAGGCUGCCCGCAAGGACCGCGACGAUGUCAAUUUUCGCUACGACCAGUUCAAGCUCGCAGUCGAGCAGGGGAAGCGCAUAUCUCGUCGGGACCAUAAGGACGCCGCGCACGGCGAAGUUGAGGAGCUACGACGCCGCGUCCGCGAGCUCGAGGGGCACAAUGAGGACUUGCAGGCCCGUCUCCAGCUGGCGUUCGAGGAGGAAGAGACGUUCCAGGGUGAGUGCUUGCGGGAUGUGCGAGAUCGAGUGCACAGCAAGAUGUUUGCCGGGGAGACGCUCGAGCGCGCGGAGAUGCGCGAGCGGAAGAGCUGGUUUGGACGGUGGGUUUGCGUCGCGGUCAGCGCUGACUCAAGGCCACGGCGGAAGGGAGGGCUGUCAAUCAUGGACAUGCUCCCGGCAUAG
Molecule: messenger RNA, 561 nt
Organism: Vanrija pseudolonga
Lineage: Eukaryota; Fungi; Basidiomycota; Tremellomycetes; Trichosporonales; Trichosporonaceae
Exons: 1
Coding region: 1-561 (186 amino acids)
Source: RefSeq, a predicted model, not a curated record